This is a messenger RNA of Aplysia californica (California sea hare), 1765 nucleotides long. RefSeq lists its product as uncharacterized. The record is from RefSeq and is a predicted model, not a curated record. NCBI's taxonomy places the organism in Eukaryota, Metazoa, Mollusca, Gastropoda, Aplysiida, Aplysiidae.
GGUUUCCUUCUUCUCAUUUUAUCAAUUCUGUACCUGGUGAAGACGUUCUAUUCACAAGUGACGGUGAAAUAUGAGAAAACAGAAACCAGGCGGAUUAUUCCGAGCAAAUCACCGUCAGUUCGGACGGUGACCAGUGAGAUAUCCACCCAGACAGAGAGGGAUAGUUACGUCAUAGGCUCUCACACCACGACGACCGAGGUCACAUCGGAGACCAGCUCUGGGGCCAGGGGAGGGCACUAACUCCUACGUCUAGUUAUCUCUAGUAAAGUGUUUAAUAAUUAUUUGAGUUUUCUCCCUUCGUAAUGAAAUUGUAUUUUGUUGUGAUAUGAUCGGUUUGUGGAUUUGGGAGAUCGAUUCUGAGUGAUGAUGACGUAAUUGACUUUAUAGGCAGGUCGAUAUUUAAUCUUCAGUUUCAGUGUAAUAAAUAUGAGUGAGUGAGUGAGUGAGUGAGUUCGAAUGUGUGUAAGUAUAUAUUAUGCGUGUAUGUAUGUGCAAGUGUAUUAUGCGCACGCGCGCAUGCAAGGCGCAUACGUUUGUGUGUGAGUGCAUGCAACAAGAGAGAGAGAAAGAAAAAGAUAUAGAGUCGUCUGUGUAUGCGUUUGUAUCCUCUUAGGUGCGCGCACACGCAUGCCUCUGAGCCGUAUUUCCGUGUGAAUAAAAUAUACUAUUUGUGUAGUUUUGCCGGACAUGCUCGCUCAAGCGGUUUCUUUCUAUUUUCCCCCGUGCUUUCCUUCCAUUUUCAUUUCUUUUCACAGGGCCACGUUUUCUGCCGUUAGCAUUACUGGAAGAAAGAUAUUGAUACUCCCUAUAAACUAUUGCAUGACCAAAAUGCGCCUGGUAGGACCGCACACUCACUCAAGAGCUCUUGUUUUCCUCGCUUCACAGCGCGGAGGUACGAUCACAAAUGGAGCAUCUUCGGGUGCGCGUGUAAAUCAUAGCUUGAAUCGCCUAAUCUGAUUAUAUCUCCUCACUGGCAGAAUAAUUCUUCAGAAUGUUUAGAAUGUUGUUAUAUUUUACUUUCAUGCUUCAUCAUUGCUCACACCAGCCUCAGAACUACAAACACUCACCCUCACCCCCUAUCCCGCCCUGCCCCACCCACCUACCCCACCUCAAGCUUGAGAAAAGAAGCCUUAAAAAACAAAAACAAAAUGGUUGACAUUUUAAAACAUUUUUUCCUCUUUUUCAUAAUUUUAGACGUUUACUUACCCCUGUCCAAUUGCAUUUAACGUAUGUGCACAGGUAUAAAUGUAUGGGUGAGAUUGUGUGUGUGUGUGUGUGUGUGUGUGUGUGUGUGUGUGUGUGUGUGUGUGUGUGUGUGUGUGUGUGUAUUUGUGAGAAUGCACGUGCAUGUGCACGUCCCUAUACAUUUAUAAAGUAUAUUUCAAUUCUAUUGUAAAAUUAAAAUGAGCAAUUAAUGUCUUCCACUGUACUGAAACCUAAAAUGUAUUAAUGUCACAAAUGACCUGCAUUUAUAACCUAACUCUCGCUUCAUAAUAAUAUAUUACAAUGUGACUCUUUUUCUUAAUUUGUUCCAUUACUUUUACUUCCUUUACAAUCAUUUGAAAUCGUGCUCCCGAAUUCGUUCAUUGUCCAUUUAUGUAUUCAUUAAUUCAAGUUAUGGACUGGCUUACUUUCUUAUGCGUGCGUUAUUACAGUAUUGUAAGCACCGAUUUAGUCACAGGGACAAAGGAACGUUGGUUGGUGAGUGCAGAAGCCACAAUAAAACGCAUACAUAUAGGGCAUGACGUUGAGAUUCACACAUGGA